Molecule: messenger RNA, 1728 nt
Organism: Thlaspi arvense
Lineage: Eukaryota; Viridiplantae; Streptophyta; Magnoliopsida; Brassicales; Brassicaceae
Source: the annotation of a GenBank genome assembly
CCUCUCUGAAAACUGCAUUUUUCAAUUCCUUUGUUGUUUCUUUCUGCUUUCUUCGUCAAGUUUAAAUAACCGAAAUGAAUGGCGAGGGAAAAUCGGAGACUGGAGCUAGCGCCGCCGCACCAGAGGAGGACGAGGAGGAAGUAGGCCAGAGAGUGGUGUACAUGUGGGGCUACUUGCCCGGAGCCUCCCCGCAGCGGUCGCCUCUGUUGUCUCCGGUCGUGGUGAAGAUUCCGCCGGCAGUCGAAAGCUCCUGGAAAGAUGUCUCCGGCGGAGGAUGCGGUUUCGCAAUGGCUACCGCAGAAUCUGGGAAGCUGAUUACAUGGGGUUCGACAGAUGAUCUAGGUCAAAGCUAUGUCACAUCCGGGAAGCACGGGGAAACUCCAGAGCCAUUUCCUCUUCCUCCGGAUGUUUGUGUACAGGAAGCUGAGGCCGGAUGGGCUCAUUGCGUGGCAGUUACAGAGAACCAUGAGGUUUAUACUUGGGGAUGGAGGGAGUGUAUACCCACUGGGAGAGUAUUCGGGCAAGUAGAGGGAGAUUCAGGUGAAAGAAACAUUUCCUUCUCAGCAGAGCAAGUGAGCCCCAGUUCUCAAGGGAAGAAAUCUAGCGGUGGAACGUCUUCUCAAGGAGAAUCAACAAAGAAGAGGCGGAUUUCGUCGUCAAAGCAAGCUGCUGAGAAUUCAUCACAGUCCGAGAACAACAACGACCUCUCGGCAUUGCCUUGCCUUGUAUCGUUGGCUCCAGGAGUUAGGAUUGUCAGUGUUGCUGCUGGUGGACGUCAUACCCUAGCAUUGUCAGAUAUUGGACAGGUGUGGGGUUGGGGUUAUGGAGGAGAAGGACAGCUUGGAUUGGGAUCCCGUGUACGUCUAGUCUCCUCUCCUCAUCCUAUUCCGUGCAUUGAGCCUUCUUCUUAUGGAAAAGGAAGUUCCGUGGCUGUUUCUGGUGCAAACAUGAGUUCAGAAGUACAAUGCGGACGAGUUCUUGGAAGUUAUGUAAAAAGAAUUGCAUGUGGAGGGCGACACAGUGCUGUUAUCACAGAUACUGGAGCUCUCCUUACAUUUGGUUGGGGACUUUACGGACAGUGUGGCCAAGGGAGCACAGAUGACGAACUAAGUCCUACAUGUGUAUCGUCUUUGUUGGGAAUCCGAAUAGAAGGAGUGGCUGCAGGACUAUGGCACACAGUCUGCGUUUCAUCUGACGGUGAUGUGUAUUCGUUUGGUGGAAACCAAUUUGGCCAGUUAGGUACUGGCUGUGAUCAAGCUGAGACUCUUCCAAAAUUACUGGAGGCUCCGAAUUUGGAAAACGUGAACGUAAAAACCAUCUCUUGCGGCGCUCGUCACACAGCUGUAAUCGCAGAUGAAGGGAAAGUAUUCUGCUGGGGAUGGAACAAAUACGGACAGUUGGGACUAGGGGAUGUGAUAGAUCGGAAUGCUCCUUCAGAGGUUAGAAUCAAAGAUUGCUUCCCGAAAAACAUUGCGUGUGGUUGGUGGCAUACUCUGCUUCUAGGCCAAUCUUCUCUCUGAAUGUGCCCACACAAGGAAACACAAUCAACACCAAAUUUUUGUUAGGGCUUUAGAGCAAAGUUCAGAUUUCAUUUUUUCUAGACCCCCUUUUUUUUUUAAUGUAUACAUAGACAUAGUAUUGUACAUACACGAGCGGCAUCUUAUUAUAUAUACAAUGUAAGGCUGAGUUGCUCAGCUUUUGUUUCUUCUGAUUUAGCUUAACUUUAAA